AUGAGACAUCGACUGAUCGCGUUGGCAUCGCUCCCUCGCGUCAGCACGCUUCCGUCGGCCCGCUGUGCACCCUUAUUUACUCGCAGUUCUCCUGCUGCAUCAAUACGACAAGGCGUGUUCUCACAACUUCGAUGCUUGACAAAUCGGAGACAAUCGGACCUUGACAAAUAUGGCGAUUACUCAAAUAGCAAUGCCAGGCCCGCUGCAGAACUCAACGAAAACAUAACGCAGGAGGAGAAGGACCAUUUCGCACAGAAGCUGAAAGAAGACAAGGGCAAGCAGAUACGCACGCCAUGGCAUAGAGAGGGAAGCGAUACGCCGCCUGUUGCGCGACAGAGGAGUGCUGGAGCGAUGACCAAGGGGAAAUUGUUAACUACACCGUCUCGCAUGCUGAAGAUCAUCCUCCCCCUCACCACUAGCGACCAGAAUACCGAUCGCAAGGACAUUGAACCGCUGGCACUCCUGGUACAUCCACAGCAGCCUAUCUCAUAUCUUGAGCGUCUGAUACAGGCUGAGCUUCCUACAAUCAAAGACAAGCAAGGUCGUGAGCGGCAGCCACACGUGUACUUUCGGGCUGAAGAUUCAGUACAACCAGAGGAAGAGUCAGGGGACACGAAGAAAACGCCAGUCAGCAGUGAAAAGGAAAGCUUGAGCCAACAAGAAGGAGAAGAAGACUUUGAGCAGGUCGAUGAGAUCCGCAUCGACGGUAAAAUCCACAAGACAGGCAAACUUGGCACGCGCGAUAGGAUGAUGCCAGAACAAGCAGAGGAGCUACGAGGUGGGCCCGGAGAGGGAGGGGUAGAGUCGUACUCUGGCCAAGGUCACGAGGCCUCUUCAGACAAAGAAGGAGAGCGCAGAUUUGUACGAUGGUCUUCGUCGACCGAGAUUGGUGACUUCAUUCGUGACGCUGCCCGAGGGCAAGAGUUUGCAAUUGAGAUCGAAGGCGCGCCCGAAGAAAUCCGAGUUGGUGUGCCCAGCUUCAACGACAGGACUUACUAUCUGCGAAUGCGGUUACGUAAAAUAUCAAAGAAGAUUAGCGCCAUGGCCGACGUCAAGAAGGAGUGCGAUGAUCUAGCGCAGCUGGGUGCCAAAAGGGUAGCCAUGGCUGGGUUUGGUGGAAUUGUAGGAUGGUGGUGCGUUGUCUAUUACCUCACGUUCCAGACUGAGCUAGGAUGGGACGUUAUGGAACCUGUGACGUAUCUUGUUGGUCUUUCGACACUUAUUGGUGGUUACGUCUGGUUCCUGUACCAUAACCGCGAAGUUAGUUAUCGUUCGGCCAUGAACUUUACUGUGUCUCGUCGACAGCAGAAACUCUACCAGCAGCACAACUUCGAUCUGCGCAAGUGGGAGGCGCUGAUUGAAGAUGGCAACACUCUCCGCAAGGAAAUCAAAGCGAUUGCGAACGAAUACGAUGUUGAGUGGGAUGAGCUGCAGGACGAAAAGGAUGAAAAGGUGCAGCAGGCGCUUAAGAAUGAGCGCCGCCGCAAGGAAGAGAAGAAGAAGAGCAAGGAUGAUGAUGACGAGCCGGUUCCGGUAACCAAGGACGAGAAAGGCAGUAAGUAG
Bipolaris victoriae FI3 is the source of this 1563-nucleotide messenger RNA. RefSeq lists its product as hypothetical. Gene Ontology annotation, biological process: calcium import into the mitochondrion; mitochondrial calcium ion homeostasis. The record is from RefSeq and is a predicted model, not a curated record. The transcript has 3 exons. The coding region runs from base 1 to 1563 and encodes 520 amino acids. Gene Ontology annotation, cellular component: mitochondrial inner membrane; uniplex complex. Gene Ontology annotation, molecular function: calcium channel activity; uniporter activity. NCBI's taxonomy places the organism in Eukaryota, Fungi, Ascomycota, Dothideomycetes, Pleosporales, Pleosporaceae.